AAGAUAGAGAGCGAAAAAAAAAAUAGAAGACGCUAGGCCUACUCAGACGUUUAUUAAGAGUAUUAGGCUUAGUUUCUAUUAUGUUGGUUGUUUGAUAGGGCAUGUUUUUAUUUUACUUUUAGUGUUACUCCUUUUUUUUUUGUAGAUGUAUAUUAAAAAAGAAACAUUUAAUUAGAAUGGGAGAAAAAACACAAUAUGAACCGGGAGAUUUGGUGUUUGCCAAAGUUAGAGGAUAUCCUCCAUGGCCUGCUAGAAUUGAAAAACAUCCAACAGUAGGAAAGAAAGUACCUGUAAAUAAAUAUCCUGUUUUAUUCUUUGGCACAUAUGAAGUAGCUAAUCUUGCUUCUAAGGAUCUGUUCUCUUAUCACAAAUACAAAGACAAGUUUGGAAAACCUCAGAAACGCAAGUUUUUCAAUGAUGGCUUGUGGGAAAUUGAAAACAACCCUAAAGUGGUUCCUCCAACUGCUACGGAUGAAAGCUCAGAUGACAUGGAGGAAGAACAAGAUGAUAGUGAAGCUGAGAAGUCAGAAAGUGAAGAUGAAUCUAAGUUAGUCAUUGAUGAAGACAGAUUAAAGGCCAAACCCUUGCCAGGAAACCGUAAACGAAGAAGUGAUCAGAAAACUGAUAAGACAAAAAAAACAAAGGUUGUUAAGAGCAUGGUUAUUAAAGAAGAAGAUAAAGAAAAAAAUGCUAUCCACAAGGAUGAUUUGAAAAGUGAAAAAAAGAAAAAUAAACAUGAACCAGAGACUAAGAAGAAGAAAACUGCCAAGUCAGAGCCUGAACGAAGUAGAAGUGGGCGAAUGAUAAAAAGAAAGAAAUUUAGCUCAGACAGUGAAUCAGAAGAAAAAGAAACUGAAGAGACAAAAAAUAUUAAUGAAUUACAAAUUACAGUCUCUCUAAGAAAGUUGUCAAACAAAGAAGACCAAAUUGUAAAGGAAGAACAAUUACAAGUUACAAACUCAGUAAGAAAGUUAUCAAACAAAAGAGGCCAAAUUGUAAAGGAAGAACCAAAGGAAUUACAAGUUACAAACUCACGAAGAAAGUUAUCAAACAAAGAAGACCAAAUUGCAAAGGAAGAACCAAAGGAAUUACAAGUUACAAACUCAGUAAGAAAGUUGUCAAACAAAAGAGGCCAAAUUGUAAAGGAAGAACCAAAGGAAUUACAAGUUACAAACUCACGAAGAAAGUUAUCAAACAAAGAAGACCAAAUUGCAAAGGAAGAACCAAAGGAAUUACAAGUUACAAACUCAGUAAGAAAGUUGUCAGACAAAGGAGGCCAAAUUGCAAAGGAAGAAUCAGACUCUGCCAAAACAGAAAACAGAACAAAAAAGGGCAAGAUGAAGGAAGUUCUUGUGAAUACUUCAGAUUUGUCUAAUUCAGUGAAGAAUGAUGUGAAAGUGACAAAGAAAGAACCUUCUGAUACUGAAGUAACUGAAACUACAAGUAAAAGAAAUGAAGAAAAUAAUAAACAGCUGCUAGAUCCUCAUUUGUGGAAUGAAGAAGAAGAAAAUGAAGAUCGAGAGUCUUCAAUAGAAUUCAAGAGGAAGAGAAAAGAAAAAGAAAGAAAAAAAAGGGAGCGAUUAAAAUCCAAGUCACAGGAGUUUUGUAAGAAAGAGUUUGAGAGCAAGAAAACGGAUUGCUCUGAAUAUGAAAUACAGACUCCUGACCAAAAAAAUAGCAGUGUGGAUGAAAAAGCCAGUGAAAAUAACAAAAAGUUUGAGCCACCUGUGAGGAUACAAGAAACCAAGAUGGUUUCUACAAGACCAGAUUCUCCCAAAUCAGAUAGGACAGGUCAAGCAAACAAGAGCCAAGACAGAGAGCUGAUUGAGAGACAGGAUAGUGAGAAGUGUGACAUAAAGACUCAAGACAAAUUCACUAAAAAGCAGGAAACACAAAUAAAAGAUAAAUCCAGUGAUAAAUAUCAUGCAGAAAGUGGAGAUACCACAAAACAGGAAAUAAGAGUAAGACAUAAAUCUACAAAUAAAAACUCUUUAGAAACCAAUGGAAAAUGGGAUUCUAGGCAAGAAAAAAGAACAAAAGACAAAUAUGAUGAAAAACAUAAUGUUGAAGGUAAAGAUAGCUUAAAAAAGAAUACAAAAGGUAAAUUAACAGAUAAACAUAAUACAGAAACAGAAGAUAAAAACUCCUUCAACCAAAAAAUUAGAACAAAAGACAGGUCAUUGGAUAAACAAUCAGAAACAGAAGAAAAAGACAGUCCAGAACAAGAAACAAGAGCAAAGGAGCAAGAAAGGCCAGAGAAGAUAGAUGAUAAGUUAAGUUCAAAAGAUCAGUCAAGUCCAAAAGAUGGAGAUGGUGGACUGAAGGACACUCACUGGGAGAAACUUCAGCAGAAAAUUGCAAAGAAGGAGGAAGAAAAAGAACGAAUGAAGAGAGAAAAGCUAGAAAAAAAGAAACGGGAGAAAAUUGAAAAACUGAGUAAAAAAUACACCCACCUGGAAUCUCAACUAUGUGAACUUGAUGAAACAAUUAAAAACAGCCUAAGUUUUGCUAGUAUGGAUGUUGAUUGCUGUAUGAAAGCUUUGAAUGAACUGGACAACAUUCCUUUAACACAGUUUGUAAUUAGUAGGGAGCCUGAUAUUAUCCACACCAUUAAAAAAUGUCGCAAGUUUAAGAAGAGUGACAUCAUAAGACAGAAAGCUGAGUACCUCUAUCAGAAGCUUAAGAACCAGCUUCUUGUCCCCGAAGGAGAGGCUUUUGGAACAGUUUUUGAAACAGAUGUUAAAACACCUCAAGCAACCUCUGUGAUGGAGUGUACAAAUGAUGGAAAUAAAGCUGUCACUGUGAAUGGUUCUACCAAUGGAUCAAAAUCUCCUGCUGAUCAUGCCAGUGAUUCAGAUCCUGCCAGGUCAUGUAUCUCAGCUGGAGAUAAUGAUAAAUUUUCAGAAAACACAGCUACAAGUUUAGAUGCAGAAACUCAUUCAUUAGAUUCAUCAAAAAGUAGUGAAUGUUUGGAUCACCAAUCUUAUAAGAAUAUUUCUGAGAUCUCUUCUGCAAGUGAGAAGGAAGAAAAUAAAUUCAAGUCAGAAGAUACGUGAAGAUUGUGAACUGACACUCGUCACAUCAUUACUUAAUUUUAUAGUGUCAUCUCAUAGUGAGACUGCUUGGUAAGAAAAUCCUUUUUUAUACACAAGAAUACACCCCGGAAGUUUGAGUUUCUCUUGACUUACGAGUUAAAUCAAUUACUUUUUUGGUUUAUACAUGUAGGACUCCAAGUUAGAAUUCUGACAGUUUUAAUUUUAUAAACAUAUCAUAUAUUAUUUUCGAUAAAUACAUAGAAAGUAGGAAGAAACAGUAAUGUCUAUUCUACACAUGUGCUGUCAAUAAUUUACCUAAAGAAAUGUUUUAACAUCAUCAUCCCAAUGUUUUCAUGUUGCAUUGAGUGUUUGCAUGACUAGACAAAUGUAAGGCAAGUCUUGUGCUUUGACAUCUAUCUAUGUUAUGUAUUCAUUGGAGUUAGGAAUAAACCUAAACUUUCUUUUUUCA
Messenger RNA from Limulus polyphemus (Atlantic horseshoe crab), 3504 nucleotides. Its product is annotated as PC4 and SFRS1-interacting protein-like. Gene Ontology annotation, cellular component: nucleus. The transcript is spliced from 19 exons. Gene Ontology annotation, molecular function: double-stranded DNA binding; transcription coregulator activity. The record is from RefSeq and is a predicted model, not a curated record. NCBI's taxonomy places the organism in Eukaryota, Metazoa, Arthropoda, Merostomata, Xiphosura, Limulidae. The coding region runs from base 177 to 3056 and encodes 959 amino acids. Gene Ontology annotation, biological process: regulation of transcription by RNA polymerase II.